Molecule: messenger RNA, 939 nt
Organism: Charadrius vociferus (killdeer)
Lineage: Eukaryota; Metazoa; Chordata; Aves; Charadriiformes; Charadriidae
Product: olfactory receptor 5AS1-like
Exons: 1
Coding region: 1-939 (312 amino acids)
Biological process (GO): sensory perception of smell; G protein-coupled receptor signaling pathway
Cellular component (GO): membrane
Molecular function (GO): G protein-coupled receptor activity; odorant binding; olfactory receptor activity
Source: RefSeq, a predicted model, not a curated record
AUGCCUGAAGAAAACUGCACCGCACUGACCGAGUUCAUUCUCUUGGGUUUCACUGACCGUCUGGAGGUGGAGCUACUUUUGUUUGGACUCUUCCUAUUCGUAUAUGCCACCACUUUGGUGGGGAACAUUGGCCUCGUUGUGCUUGUCCAGCUCAAUGCCUGCCUUCAUACCCCCAUGUACUAUUUCCUAAGCAAUUUAUCUUUCUUAGACCUUAGCUGUUCAUCUGCCAUUGCCCCCAAGAUGUUGGUGAACCUGUUAGCACAGCAGAAGACCAUUUCUUUAAUUGGUUGUGCAACACAGCUGUUUCUCUUUGCUGCCUGCGCUGAUGCCGAGUGCCUCAUUUUGGCUGUGAUGGCCUACGAUCGCUACGUGGCCAUAUGCCACCCUCUUCUCUACACCAUUGCCAUGUCCCGCAGGGUCUGCACCUCCAUGGUAGCCGGGGCUUAUCUCAGUGUGGUUCUGACCUCGCUGGUGCACACCUCUUUCACAUUCACAUUGUCCUUCUGUGGCUCCAAUGUGAUCAACCAUUUCUUCUGUGACAUUCCCCCGCUGCUGGAGCUCUCCUGCUCUAACACACACAUCAACGAGGUCCUCCUCUUCACCCUCUGCGGCUUUAUACAAAUCAGCACCUUCCUGACCAUCGUUGUCUCCUACGCCUGCAUCCUCAGCACCAUCCUCCGCAUCCGUGUGGCAGAUAGGAGGCACAAAGCCUUCUACACCUGCACCUCCCAUCUGACGGCCGUCGGGUUAUUCUACGGCUCCCUCCUCUUCACCUACUUACGGCCCAGCUCCAGCUACUCACUGGACACAGACAAAGUGAUCUCUCUGUUUUAUACUGUCGUCUUUCCCAUGCUGAAUCCCCUGAUUUACAGCCUGAGGAACAAAGAGGUGAAGGAUGCCCUAUGGAGAACAGUAGAGAGAAGAGUGUUUUCUCAGUGA